UGAUCAUUGUUCAUUUAAGGCCUUGGGUGUUCUGCAGAUGUUGGUCCUUAAAGGCGAAUAUUGGUUACUGUUAUGAUUAGUUUGCAUUGAUAUGAAGAAAAAAAAAAAAAGAAAAAAAGAGACGACUUCAGCUGAGGCAUCCAUUUCCCUUGCUCCUGUGAACAUUUUCAAGGCAGGUGCAGAUGAAGAGAAGGCAGAAACAGCUCGGUUGUCAUCCUUUGUUGGUGCUAUUGCCAUUGGUGACCUAGUCAAGAGCACUCUGGGGCCUAAAGGCAUGGACAAGAUUCUUUUAAGUACCGGGAGAGACAGCUCUGUGACAGUUACCAACGAUGGUGCCACCAUCCUGAAAGCUAUUGGAGUUGACAAUCCAGCUGCAAAGGUCUUGGUUGAUAUGUCAAAGGUUCAAGAUGAUGAAGUUGGUGAUGGAACUACAUCUGUCACAGUGUUGGCAGCUGAAUUACUGAGGGAGGCAGAAUUACUGAUUGCGAGGAAGAUUCAUCCUCAGACCAUCAUUGCAGGCUGGAGAGCAGCCACAAAGGCUUCAAGAGAGGCACUUUUGAAAGCAGCUGUGGAUCAUGGUAAUGAUGAAGUGAAGUUCCGUGAGGACUUGAUGAACAUUGCAGGAACAACUCUUUCAUCAAAAUUACUUACUCACCAUAAGGAUCAUUUUGUCAAGCUAGCUGUAGAAGCUGUUCUUAGGUUGAAAGGUUCUGGUAAUUUGGAGGCUAUCCAUGUCAUUAAGAAGCUUGGUGGAAGUUUGGCUGAUUCCUACUUAGAUGAAGGCUUUUUACUUGACAAGAAGAUUGGUGUAAAUCAGCCUAAAAGAAUUGAAAAUGCAAAGAUUCUUAUUGCAAAUACUGGUAUGGAUACAGACAAGAUUAAGAUUUUUGGCUCUCGUGUUCGAGUGGACUCCACAGCAAAAGUUGCAGAAAUAGAACAGGCAGAAAAAGAAAAAAUGAAGGAGAAAGUGGAUCGUAUUCUUAAACAUGGAAUAAAUUGCUUUAUUAACCGACAGCUGAUCUACAACUACCCUGAACAUCUCUUUGGAGCUGCUGGUGUCAUGGCUAUUGAACAUGCAGACUUUGCUGGUGUAGAACGUCUGGCUCUUGUCACAGGUGGUGAAAUUGCAUCAACCUUUGAUCAUCCUGAGCUAGUAAAACUAGGGAGCUGCAAGCUUAUUGAAGAAGUCAUGAUUGGAGAAGAUAAACUCAUUCAUUUCUCUGGAGUAGCAAUGGGUGAAGCUUGCACCAUAGUUUUGCGUGGAGCCACACAGCAGAUUCUAGAUGAAGCAGAGAGAUCUUUACAUGAUGCUCUCUGUGUCCUGGCCCAGACUGUGAAGGACACAAGAACUGUGUAUGGUGGAGGCUGUUCAGAGAUGCUGAUGGCUAAUGCGGUUGCAGAACUUGCCGUCAGAACACCUGGCAAAGAGUCUGUUGCAAUGGAGUCCUUUGCUAAAGCUUUACGAAUGAUCCCAACAAUAAUAGCUGAUAAUGCUGGCUAUGACAGUGCUGAUUUGGUUGCUCAGCUCAGAGCUGCUCAUAGUGAAGGGAAGACUACUUAUGGACUGGAUAUGAAAGAGGGUGUCAUUGGGGACAUGUCAGUUUUGGGAGUGACAGAAAGUUUCCAGGUCAAGAGACAAGUUUUGCUGAGCGCAGCUGAAGCAGCAGAAAUGAUUCUUCGUGUAGAUGACAUCAUUAAAGCAGCACCAAGGUAUGAUCAGUGCAUCUGCAUGGUCAGUCACAGUGGUGUAGAGUAAACCUCCUUCUGUGGAAGAGUAAGGGUGCAUUACAGUCUUGUUCUAAAAAUGCCUUACUUGAAAUGAACCUGACAUGUGACAUGCUGAUGUUCAUAUUAGAUAAUUUUAUUACAUUAGCUGUAUUGUCGGGCCUUUAGAGCCAUCAGCAAACUUAAAUUGCUGUGGCUGAGUAAUGCCUAGUUAAUCUUAGGUCACCUCUAAACAUCUGCACAAGUGGGUGACGAAAAUGUAAGGGAUCAUGCUUUUUUUUUUUUUUUUUUUUUCUUUUGGCAAGAAUUGUAGUGAAACGUCCAGCUGCUUCUGAGAUAGAAUCUGCAGCUAAAACAGAAACAUGUUUGUUUAAAGGUUUGAGGAGAAUUGCUGCUGAUAGGCAGGUUAUCCCAUGGGUACCUGCUACCAGGUAGUGUUCACUGCUUUUUGAAUCACAGGAUUUUUUUUAUUUAACAUGCUCAUAGGUGGCAUGUUAGCUUUGAGGUGGUACAGUUUUUUGUUCUGUGAGAAAAAGCUGUCCCUGAAUACAAAAUACUAACUCAAGAUAAAAAAUAAAGGUGGUUGAGAAGGGGUUGGUGAGCA
Cinclus cinclus is the source of this 2329-nucleotide messenger RNA. It is a transcript of the gene CCT2, whose product is annotated as chaperonin containing TCP1 subunit 2. The record is from RefSeq and is a predicted model, not a curated record. NCBI's taxonomy places the organism in Eukaryota, Metazoa, Chordata, Aves, Passeriformes, Cinclidae. Gene Ontology annotation, biological process: protein folding. Gene Ontology annotation, cellular component: chaperonin-containing T-complex; cytosol. The coding region runs from base 92 to 1756 and encodes 554 amino acids. The transcript is spliced from 15 exons. Gene Ontology annotation, molecular function: ATP-dependent protein folding chaperone; ATP hydrolysis activity; ATP binding.